Messenger RNA from Trichoderma aggressivum f. europaeum, 1656 nucleotides. RefSeq lists its product as uncharacterized. The transcript has a single exon. Gene Ontology annotation, molecular function: peptidyl-prolyl cis-trans isomerase activity. Gene Ontology annotation, biological process: protein folding; protein peptidyl-prolyl isomerization. Gene Ontology annotation, cellular component: catalytic step 2 spliceosome. Bases 1 to 1656 code for a protein of 551 amino acids. The record is from RefSeq and is a predicted model, not a curated record. NCBI's taxonomy places the organism in Eukaryota, Fungi, Ascomycota, Sordariomycetes, Hypocreales, Hypocreaceae.
AUGUCGGCGAUUUACAACCUCGAGCCACAGCCGACAGGCUCGGCGAUCCUGCACACGACGCUGGGAGAGAUCCACGUCGAGCUCUUUGCGAAGCAGACGCCGCUAACGUGCCGCAACUUUCUGCAGCACUGCCUUGAUGGCUACUACGACGGCACCAUCUUCCACCGGCUUGUCCCCAACUUUAUCGUGCAGGGCGGUGAUCCCACAGGAACCGGAAACGGUGGCGAGUCAAUCUACGAUGGAGGCGCCUUUGGCGGCGAGCUGGACCCCUGGCCCAUGGACCAGAGACAAGGACAGAACGCAGGGCCCAAUGGCAUCAACUUCAAGGACGAAUUCCAUUCCCGGCUCAAGAUCAAUCGACGCGGCAUCCUGGCAAUGGCCAACGAGGGGAAGCCCGACACAAACGGCAGCCAAUUCUUCUUUACGCUGGACAAGGCAGAGGAGCUCAAUGGCCGGAAUACAAUGUUUGGUCGGGUCGCCGGAGACACAAUCUACAAUCUGGCAAAGAUUGGCGAAUCCGAAAUCGACGAGGCGACCGAACGACCGUUGUACCCAGUCAAAAUUACAAGCGUAGAGAUCUUGGUUAACCCGUUCGAUGACAUGACGAAGCGAUCGAGAGUGGCACAAACACAAGUAAAGCCAAAGGUGGACAAGGAGAAGAAGAAGAAAAGGAAGGGUGGAAAGCAGCUGCUGAGCUUUGGAGAUGAAGAGGGCGACGAAGAAGUGCCCGUGUUCAAGAAACCCAAAUUCGACACGAGGCUCAUCAUGGAAGAGGAAAAGGGGGCCUCGACAUCUCAGGACAAGAGCUCAAAGUCAAAGCCCUCCAAGCCUAAAGCCUCAGAUGAGCAAGCGAGUGAGACCCGAACGACUCAUGAUAAAGGAAAGGAGCCAGCUGUAGAUAUCAUGGAUAAUGACGAAGAGGAGGAGGAGAGACAACGAGUUAUACCCACACCCAAGAAGCGCAAAGAGCCGUCCCCCGAGCCAUCACCCGAGCCGGAACCAGUCCAGGAAAAGAGUGCUCUAGAAAAAGCUAAUGAAGAAUUGGCCGCUCUCAAGGCUUCCAUGAGGAGGACAAUUCAUUCUGGGGAACCUGUCCAGGAGAAGAAAAAGACGGCACUAGAGUCAAUGAUACCUGAGACGUCUAUACGGGGAAGGAAACGACGGCCUGGAGGCAACAGCACUGCGACAAAUGAAGAUCAGGCAUCUCUUCGCAUAUUAAAAGCGUUCCAAGCGAAGCUCGACAAGGCUCCGCCAUCCAAGGAGGUGGCCACCGAGACCCCCGUUGACAAUGAGCAAGGCGAGGCAGAGAAGCCCUCGCAAGAUGACGAAGCAGAGCUGUGCGAUUUGCAUUUUAUUGCAAACUGCCAAAGCUGCACGUCUUGGGAUAAACAGGAAAACGACGACAGCGACGACGAAGGCUGGAUGUCUCACGCGCUUUCAUUUGCGGCUGACAAGCUGGGUAAGGACCUAAGCAACCGAAGGAAAGCUGAAGAGGAGUUGGUCGUCAUAGAUCCGCGGGAGAAGUCACGGACACUGAAGGAGGAGAAACGGGCUGAGCGAGAGGCUCGGGCUGGCGGGUCUGGAAGGGCAUGGGAUCAGGCACGAAACGCCCAAAUGGCUAAAGCUGCUUCUUUGGCCGGUAGAGGAGCAAAAUGA